Molecule: messenger RNA, 1211 nt
Organism: Gossypium raimondii (Peruvian cotton)
Lineage: Eukaryota; Viridiplantae; Streptophyta; Magnoliopsida; Malvales; Malvaceae
Product: mitochondrial inner membrane protease subunit 2
Exons: 5
Coding region: 95-712 (205 amino acids)
Molecular function (GO): serine-type endopeptidase activity
Source: RefSeq, a predicted model, not a curated record
AUCUAUAAUUUAUCCCAAAAAAAUUGAAAGGAGCUUUAACUAAAAGACCUCGCAACAAGAAUUCCAACGAAGCAGUGUAGUUAGCAACUCGGCAAUGGCUUCUUUGUCGACUUGGUGUAGGUACAUACGUCACAAGCUCGAGUACUCCUUCUCUCUUAGCUGGAAGAGCUAUAAGAGAGGUCUAAUCAGUGACCGGGAAUUAUAUGAUACAGUUUGGAAAAAUGUAUUUCAAGGAAAAUUGACUUACUUACACUGGAAUAAGGGAGAGGCAAUGGCCCCAACAAUUGGAGAACAAGCAAGUACUCUUCUUGUUCGAAAGAUUCCAAUUGCUGACCCAACUCGAGUUUUUCUUGGAGAUGUUAUUGUCUUGAAGGACCCUGACAAUUCAGAAAACUAUCUGGUCAGAAGAUUGGCUGCCACAGAAGGAUAUGAAAUGGUGUCAAAGGAUGAAAAAGAUGAGCCAUUUGUUCUUGAAAAGGACCAAUGCUGGGUAUUGGCUGACAACGACAAAUUGAAGCCCAAGGAAGCUAAGGACAGUCGGUUAUUUGGUCCUGUUUCUAUGACCGACAUAGUUGGUCGAGUUAUAUAUAGUCUGCGAACAGCUGUUGACCAUGGUCCUGUUUUGAACAGUCAUUACAGCAUGCGGAAGGAUUCUUCGCUGUUGGAAAUAGAGCUGGAUGUCAGUGACAUGAUGAAAAAUCACAAAGCCUAAACCGUCCAUCACUUGAUGCUGACUCCUUUGGUUCUAUCUAUAGUCUUUAUUGCCCAUAUUCCUCUGUGGGUAUCAUUUUAGUUCGACAUGGAAAUGAAAGGAAGAAAAAAAAAGAAAAAAAGAAACGAGGGUGUUUUGGGUUCAUGUGUUAUUCAGGAUCUGCUUUUGUCCUUUAGGAAGCACAACAAUCUGGGUAAUUUUCUUCGUAACUUUUUCCAGCCGAAGAACUCGAAAGGCAGCCUGUCUUGAAAUGAGUUUCUAGCUUGAAUAACUUGGCUAAACAAGGUAAGACUAUUAGGAAUUAGGGCAGGGAGGCAUCAUUGUCUUUGGUUGGUCAUUGUUUUUAAUCUUCCUGUUCUUCAUUUGUUAUGAUUUGGUAUUUUGCCUCUGUUAAUUGCUCUAGAAUUAUUGUGAAAGAAUGGGUCCGGCUGACAGUAUAUGAUCUGAAAAUUGGUAAAUCAAAGAAAUGCUUCUUGCCUUGUUUGUUGGGCACUUUAAA